Salvia hispanica is the source of this 620-nucleotide messenger RNA. Its product is annotated as stellacyanin-like. The record is from RefSeq and is a predicted model, not a curated record. Gene Ontology annotation, cellular component: plasma membrane. Gene Ontology annotation, molecular function: electron transfer activity. NCBI's taxonomy places the organism in Eukaryota, Viridiplantae, Streptophyta, Magnoliopsida, Lamiales, Lamiaceae.
CUUAAGCUUCCUUCCCUGUAUUGAGAAAUGGGAAAUAAUUUGCUUCUUCUAAUAUUCACUGCAGCAUUUCUCUUGCUCCACUGCUUGAGAUGUUCGGCAACUGUUUACACCGUCGGCGACAGCUCCGGCUGGGAUAUCAGCACCGACAUCGACUCGUGGUCGAACGACAAGACUUUCUCUACCGGUGAUACUUUAUUGUUCCAAUACUCACAGUACCACUCGGUCAGUGAGGUGACCGAGGGGAACUACAAGGGGUGCAACACGACCAACGUGCUACAAUCGAGUAGCAAUGGGAACACAACAUUCGCCUUGACCAGCCCAGGCGAGCGCUACUUCAUCUGUGGCAACAGGCUACAUUGCCUCGGCGGGAUGAAGCUCCACGUCCAUGUUGUCGAGAACCAGACCGUGUCCGGGCCCGUUGGAGCACCCUCGGCGCAGCCAGGUGGAUCCCUACGGCCCGGGUCUUCCAAGAGCGAUGAACCUUCGAAUUCAGUUUCUUUUGUUAACCCUGGUAGCCUAGAAGCUCUUCUCCUAUCAUCUUUUGCCUCCUACAUUAUAUCUUUCUCAUAAAAUUCAAGAUUUUUGAGUUUUGAAUAUAUUUGUUGUCACGCUUCCUAUCU